Eriocheir sinensis (Chinese mitten crab) is the source of this 757-nucleotide messenger RNA. RefSeq names its product cancer-related nucleoside-triphosphatase homolog. The record is from RefSeq and is a predicted model, not a curated record. NCBI's taxonomy places the organism in Eukaryota, Metazoa, Arthropoda, Malacostraca, Decapoda, Varunidae. The transcript is spliced from 5 exons. Gene Ontology annotation, molecular function: ATP hydrolysis activity. Bases 119 to 757 code for a protein of 212 amino acids.
ACAGGACCAAGACAGAAUGUAAACACCGGCCAGGUCCAGGACCAAGACUUUGAUAGCAAACCAACGGGGCCCUGCACACCUUCCCGCUGCUCCACACACUGACCUCGAGUGUCUUGCCAUGGCCUCCGCCUGCAGACACGUGGCAGUGACUGGGCCGCCAGGCGUGGGCAAGACAACGCUGGUCCAGAAGGUCGUGGGUCAACUGCAGGAGGCUGAGGUGGCGUGUAGCGGGUUCUAUACCAAGGAGGUGCGGCAGGGGGGCAAGAGGGUUGGCUUUGAUGUGGUCACCUUGAGUGGCCGCACCUGUGUUCUCUCCAGGCAGAGGGCUGAGGGCAGUGGAGGGCGAGAGCCUCGGGUUGGUAACUAUGCUGUUGAUGUGGCGUCCUUCGAGUCCCUGGCCCUGCCUCUCCUGCAGACUCAGAGAGCAAGUCCCUCCGUCCUGGUGCUGGAUGAAAUAGGGAAGAUGGAGAUGUUUAGCACCGGCUUUGUGAGGGGCGUGAGGCAGGCCAUCGCCGACCCCUCCUCAACCCUCCUGGCCACCAUCCCCGUCGCCAAGGGCAAGCCCAUAGCCCUGGUGGAGGAGAUCAGGAGCAGCCCAACCUUCCUGGGGGUCAAUUUUAGGCUUGGGGCAGGGCGGUGGUGGUCGUGGUGGCUGACCAGAGCCAACAGGGACGACCCGGCUGUCCUGGAGAAGAUUAUUAGCACGUUAAGAACCUCUCGAGAAAUAAUGUUUGCUGACACCAUCUACAGGACCUAA